AUGAUACGUAUGCUGAUCAGGGCACUUCAUGAGAAGGAACGAAGGCGCAAAGGUGGCACGACGCGCACUCAAUUCUUCAUGGUGGCAUUCGCGUGCAGUUUUGCCUACUACAUCUUCCCAGGCUACCUGUUCGAGAUGCUCACUUCCAUUUCCUGGAUCCGUUGGAUCUUUCCCACCUCCGUAGUCGCUCAACAGCUCGGCUCGGGCCUCCACGGCCUUGGCAUAGAUGGUCUCUUUACGGCGACUGGUCAGAAAUACAACAUCUCUAGUAUUGUGGAUUCCGAGUUCCACUUCGAUGCAAAUGCCUAUGAGAAGAAUGGUCCACUGUACAUAAGCACCUUCUUUGCUGUCAGCUAUGGCCUUGGUUUUGCUUGCCUGACCGCAACGAUUGUCCAUGUUCUCCUUUUCCUUGGAAGUGAAAUUUGGCAGUUAAGCAAAUCAGCUUUCCAGGAUAGAAAGAUGGAUGUACACACAAAGCUUAUGAGGAGAUACAGGCAGGUUCCUGAAUGGUGGUUCAUUUGCAUCCUUGUCGCCGGUGCUGCAAUCGCCGUGUUCACUUCUCCAGGUUUGAAUAUCAUCACGGAGUACGACAUCAUGGGUUUCUUGUAUCCUGGACGACCUGUUGCAAACAUGUGUUUCAAGGUAUAUGGCCACGUUGCCCCUCGUCAAGCUCUAGCAUUUCUGCAAGAUUUUAAGUUGGGCCACUACAUGAAGAUUCCCCCAAGGACCAUGUUUAUGGCUCAGGUUGUAGGCACUUUGAUAUCAGCAUUUGUGUACCUUGGAACAGCAAGGUGGAUGAUGGACACAAUCCCCAAUAUAUGCAACACCGAGCUCCUCCCAGCAGGCAGCCCUUGGACCUGUCCUUACGAUCAUUUAUUCUACGAUGCAUCAGUCAUAUGGGGCCUUAUCAGCCCACGCAGAAUAUUCGGUGAUUUAGGAACUUACUCUGCUGUGAACUGGUUCUUUUUGGGCGGUGCCAUCGCUCCCCUCCUUGUCUGGCUUGCACACAAGGCAUUCCCAGGCCAAAAAUUGAGAAUAUUCUUCUUUGUAUAUAAAUAA
Molecule: messenger RNA, 1059 nt
Organism: Triticum turgidum subsp. durum (durum wheat)
Lineage: Eukaryota; Viridiplantae; Streptophyta; Magnoliopsida; Poales; Poaceae
Source: the annotation of a GenBank genome assembly